Diorhabda sublineata is the source of this 1695-nucleotide messenger RNA. RefSeq lists its product as uncharacterized. The coding region runs from base 247 to 1074 and encodes 275 amino acids. The transcript has 3 exons. Lineage: Eukaryota; Metazoa; Arthropoda; Insecta; Coleoptera; Chrysomelidae. The record is from RefSeq and is a predicted model, not a curated record.
ACUUAUCACUGGCUAAAGUACGUGUAAUAGAUUUUUGGUUAAGAGUUUGUUUUAUGACGGACAUAAUUAUCCACAUCAUUAUUCUACUUUAAAUUGUUGUUGUGUUUGUUUUGAGUAGACCUAGAUAAAAACAGUUAAUACUGAAACGUCGAUCACCAUGGAUCAAAAGCUUAAUUCUCCUAAAAGAUAAGUUUUUCAUCAUAUAUAUAAAUAUUGUACUUUUUGCCUUCCUAACAUUUUAAAAAAAUGAUUUAUCUACAUUUCAUCUUUCUGGUAUUCCUAUUUACAACUGCUUUGGGCAGUACAAAGGAAGACCAUUCACAUUUCAAGACAUCUUCCAACCAAAGGAAAGUAUCACCGACAGAGUUUGUAGAAGGUUUUACGACAAUAUCCCAUAUCACGGAUUACUACAGCAGUCUGAAUAUUUCUGAGGUAUCUACAACUAACAACCCAGAUGAUUAUCUUGUUAUGUAUUACAAUAUUUCUGUGGAAAUAAUGAUACCGGGUCUUUUCAGAUGGUCUGUUUCAGCUGAAAAAUCUGACGUUCGUAGUCCGUACUCUGACGAACGUAAAGAAAUUAGAAGAAAUAUGGAAACCACAAAUGAAGAAGCCGGUGUUGAUUUUUCAAUUACCACAAUAGACUCUAUUUGGAGUAAAGUAGAUUUUAGUAAUAUGGACACACGAUCAAGAAUAGAAUAUAAUCUAACUAUAGUAAUCAAUACUAAUGUUACGUGGAAUUCAGAGUUUCUUAAUUCUAUUGAAAGGUCAUUACCAACGAUAAAUGAUAACAAAUAUUUAGGGUCGAGUGAUUAUCCAGCAUUUGUGCCUCUAGUCAAUACCACUGGUCAUGACAAUGCUAUUUGCCAGAAUCAAAUUUGUUCUUCGAGCACUGAGACUCAAGAGUUGGUAGACUCAUAUAAUAUGUUUGACAAAGUUUCUCUUUAUAAUCAGAAAAUAAUUUCAUCAACUGUGGGGAGUACCACCUAUUCGAACGAUGUCAAUACCACGUUUUCCAUGCUGUCAAAAAUUCAUUUACAGUAUGUUGUUGUUAUAGGUGAGGAAAGAUGUGUGUGAGUUCGAAACCGCACAGUGUUUUGUGGUUAAUUUAAAUAAAAAAAAAAAAUAUUUAUUUCACAUUUUUUAUUUUCUAACAUUUACCUACAAAUAUUUAUUCAAAUGAGUUUUCUUUUUUCAAUAAAUUAAAUAUGAUAUAUAUACUUAUAGUAGGUAUUAUUACUAAAUCAUUCAAACUGUUACAUUGUAACUGAAAUAAAUUUCAUUGUUUCCUAUAGUGUUAUUUAUGCUCAUCUUAUUUAUCAUCCAGACAUAUUUAUAAAGGAGUGAAAAUGCCAAUAUUUUGACUAGACAACAUGUAGGCAUAUUACCUUUAUCACAAACAUCUACGGUCAAGUCAGGUUUAAUAUUGGGAGAAAGAUUCUGUAUGUCAUUCAUAUUGGAUGGAAAACUAGUUUUGCACAGACCAAACUAGUUGAUCCUGAUAUAAAAUCACACACUCUAGAAUAAACUAGUACGGCCUAGUCAUUAAUCAUUUUUAUUAGAACAAUACAGAUUCGUCCUUAAAAGAUAUGGAUAAUUGGAUAAUCAUAUUAUAGCAAACCAUAAUCAUAUAUCAAUUUUUAAAAUUGUUAUUUAUUUUUACAUGGUGUCCUUUGGUGGUUCUUAGAAUUGCAGAGU